Medicago truncatula (barrel medic) is the source of this 2591-nucleotide messenger RNA. Its product is annotated as phenylalanine ammonia-lyase. The transcript has 2 exons. Gene Ontology annotation, molecular function: ammonia-lyase activity. The record is from RefSeq and is a predicted model, not a curated record. Gene Ontology annotation, biological process: L-phenylalanine catabolic process. Bases 157 to 2295 code for a protein of 712 amino acids. Gene Ontology annotation, cellular component: cytoplasm. Lineage: Eukaryota; Viridiplantae; Streptophyta; Magnoliopsida; Fabales; Fabaceae.
UCAUUACUCCCUCAGGAAAUCAAUACAUCAUUGUUCAUUAUUUCCCACCCAACACUACGUAACAUUUCCUCUCCUCUUAUCAUUUCAUCAUCAUAGUUAUUACUUUCAACACCCCCUCUUCCUUCCUUUUGGUAAAAUAUUCGUGCAUUCGUAAUUAUGGAGGGAAUUACCAAUGGCCAUGUUGAAGCAACCUUUUGUUUGAGCAAAAAUGGUGGUGAUCCACUCAACUGGGGCGCGGCGGCGGAGUCAUUGACAGGGAGUCAUUUGGAUGAGGUGAAGCGUAUGGUGGAGGAGUAUCGUAACCCGUUGGUUAAAAUCGGCGGUGAGACACUUACCAUUGCUCAGGUGGCUGGAAUUGCUUCCCAUGAUAGUGGUGUUAGGGUGGAGCUUUCGGAGUCGGCAAGGGCCGGUGUUAAGGCAAGUAGUGACUGGGUGAUGGAUAGUAUGAAUAAAGGUACGGACAGUUAUGGUGUUACCACCGGUUUUGGUGCUACUUCUCACCGGAGAACUAAACAAGGUGGUGCCUUGCAGAAGGAGCUAAUUAGGUUUUUGAAUGCCGGAAUAUUUGGCAAUGGUACAGAAUCAAAUUGUACACUACCACAUACAGCAACAAGAGCUGCAAUGCUUGUGAGGAUCAACACUCUUCUUCAAGGGUAUUCUGGUAUUAGAUUUGAAAUCUUGGAAGCUAUCACAAAGCUCUUGAACAACAAUAUUACCCCAUGUUUACCACUUCGCGGUACAAUCACAGCUUCCGGUGAUCUUGUUCCACUCUCUUACAUUGCCGGUUUAUUAACGGGCAGACCCAACUCUAAAGCCGUUGGACCGUCUGGAGAAAUUCUCAAUGCCAAGGAAGCUUUUCAACUUGCUGGCAUUGGUUCUGAUUUCUUUGAAUUGCAACCUAAGGAAGGUCUUGCUCUUGUUAAUGGAACUGCUGUUGGUUCUGGUUUAGCUUCUAUUGUUCUGUUCGAAGCAAAUGUACUAGCGGUUUUGUCUGAAGUUAUGUCGGCAAUUUUCGCUGAAGUUAUGCAAGGGAAACCUGAAUUUACUGAUCAUUUGACUCAUAAGUUGAAGCAUCACCCUGGUCAAAUUGAAGCUGCUGCUAUUAUGGAGCAUAUUUUGGAUGGAAGCGCUUAUGUUAAAGCCGCUAAGAAGUUACACGAGACUGAUCCUUUGCAAAAGCCUAAACAAGAUCGUUAUGCACUUAGAACUUCACCUCAAUGGCUUGGUCCUUUGAUUGAAGUGAUAAGAUUUUCGACCAAGUCUAUUGAAAGAGAGAUUAACUCGGUCAACGACAACCCUUUGAUCGAUGUUUCAAGGAACAAGGCCAUACAUGGUGGUAACUUUCAAGGAACACCUAUCGGAGUUUCAAUGGACAACACUCGUUUAGCUCUUGCUUCGAUCGGUAAACUCAUGUUUGCUCAAUUCUCUGAGCUUGUUAAUGAUUUUUACAACAAUGGUUUGCCUUCGAAUCUUACUGCAAGUAGAAACCCAAGUUUGGAUUAUGGUUUCAAGGGAUCUGAAAUUGCUAUGGCUUCUUAUUGCUCCGAGUUACAAUAUCUUGCUAACCCUGUCACCACCCAUGUGCAAAGUGCUGAGCAACACAACCAAGACGUUAACUCUUUGGGUUUGAUUUCUUCUAGAAAAACAAACGAGGCUAUUGAGAUCUUAAAGCUCAUGUCUUCCACUUUCUUGAUCGCGCUUUGCCAAGCAAUUGACUUGAGGCAUUUGGAAGAGAAUUUGAGGAACACUGUCAAGAACACUGUAAGCCAAGUUGCUAAGAGAACACUCACAACCGGUGUCAAUGGAGAACUUCAUCCUUCAAGAUUUUGCGAGAAAGAUUUGCUCAAAGUUGUCGACAGGGAGUAUGUGUUUGCCUAUGCUGAUGAUCCUUGCCUAGCUACAUACCCUUUGAUGCAAAAGUUGAGACAAGUGCUUGUGGAUCAUGCAUUAGUGAAUACCGAAGGAGAGAAGAAUUCGAACACAUCAAUCUUCCAAAAGAUUGCAACAUUUGAGGAUGAAUUGAAGGCUAUCUUGCCAAAGGAAGUUGAAAGUGCAAGGACAGCAUAUGAAAAUGGACAAAGUGGAAUUUCAAACAAGAUUAAGGAAUGUAGGUCUUAUCCAUUGUACAAGUUUGUUAGAGAGGAGUUGGGAACAGCGUUGCUAACCGGUGAAAAAGUGAUAUCGCCAGGAGAAGAGUGCGACAAAUUGUUCACAGCUAUGUGCCAAGGUAAAAUUGUUGAUCCUCUUAUGGAAUGUCUCGGAGAGUGGAACGGCGCUCCUCUUCCAAUUUGUUAAUUUACUCAAUCUGUUUCUUGGAGAAAUGAUUUCUUUAUAUAUUUGUAGCAGACUAGUAGUUGCUUUGAGAAGCAAUAUUGGUUCUAUAAGCCUAUGGUAAAUGACAAACCAAUAUCCUUCUGAUAGCAUCGUUUAUUAAGUUUUUCCUUGAUGUUCAGGAACUUUUAAUUGUUUUUGUAAUAGAAUUUCAUUUGUUUGCCAAAACUUUGGGUGCAAAUAUCAUAUGAUACGUGAUCUUUGAUGUAAAUGGUGUUUUUUUUCCAUGAAUAAAUAGUGUUUACUUUCAACCAUGAAAA